Messenger RNA from Guillardia theta CCMP2712, 923 nucleotides. RefSeq lists its product as hypothetical. The record is from RefSeq and is a predicted model, not a curated record. The transcript is spliced from 9 exons. NCBI's taxonomy places the organism in Eukaryota, Cryptophyceae, Pyrenomonadales, Geminigeraceae. The coding region runs from base 157 to 894 and encodes 245 amino acids.
UGCAAGUUGGACGAGGGACGGGAAGUGAGGGAGGGAGAAGAAGGCAAGCAUACGAAGAGCUCGUAGGAGAUACACUACUGCACUUAGUUGAGCAGGCGUUGCUUCUAGUCAGAGACAUUUGAAUUCUCCUCAAGUUCAACUCAACAAGCCGUUGCGAUGGGCUGCUUUAGCUCUUGCUUGCGUGGAAAGAAGUCAGCGAAAGGUACUGUCAUCGAGCCUGAAGAGGCUCCUCCUCCUCCUCCUCCUCCUCCUCAAAGCGAGACUCCUCCUUCUCCUGCACACGAGGCAUGGACAGUACAAGAUGGGGCAAGAUACGAUGGCGCGUUCAAGGCAGGGAGAAGACAUGGAUAUGGCAAGUUCACCUGGGCUAAUGGUGACACGUAUGAGGGCGACUGGCUUGAUGAUGUUCAGGAAGGAAUAGGAAAGUUUUGCACUCCCCAAGGCGAUAAAUACGAGGGAGGCUUCAGACACAACGUGAAACAUGGCAAAGGGAAGCAGAUGUGGGCCAACGGAGAUUCUUACGAGGGUGACUGGGCUCAUGGACUUCAGCACGGGCAAGGAACAUUCACGUGGGGUGAAAACUCUGGCAUGAACGCCAGCAACGUCUACACCGGCGACUGGAAGGAAGGAGUCCGUGAGGGGCGUGGCACACUGACGUGGGCAAACGGAAGCACCUACACGGGAUCAUGGAAGAACGACCAUAGGCACGGUCAUGGAUUGCUAGUCUUGGCAAACGGCGACAAGUACGAGGGAAUGUUCGACAACGACAAGAAGCACGGACAUGGCAGGUUUCAGUGGGGGGAUGGCCCCUGGAAGGGACACGCAUAUGACGGCGAGUGGGUUUCAGAUGUGAUGGAGGGGAAAGGAUCAUAUAUCACAUCUAUGCGUAAGUGACACAUAUAUACAAGGUUGGAUGAGGUUUG